AUGGACUGGAAUCCCUCAGCUAUACAGGUUGGCCUCUUGGCUACCAGCUCGGCCCUGACUGCUGUCUUCUACAAUGUCUACAGGAACAAAGCAGCAACAGUGACCAAAUUAAAGGAAGCCAAUAAAGUUUCAAUUGACCAGGAUUUGAAAAUGAUCCUUUCUGAAACACCUGGAAGAUGUUUCCCUUACGCUGUCAUCGAAGGUGUGGUGAGGUCUGUGAAGGAAACUCUGAACAGCCAAUUUCUUGACAACUGCAAAGGUGUCAUUGAGCGACUGACUUUAAAGGAGGAGAAAAUGGUGUGGAAUCGCACAACUCAUCUUUGGAACAACACUCAAAAAGUCAUCCACCAGCGCACCAACACAGUUCCAUUUGUACUCGGCCCCCACGAUGAGGACAUUGCCGCCACCGUACGCAUCAUGCGCCCGCUAGACGCUGCGGAGUUGAACUUGGAAACCACAUAUGAGAACUUUCACCCUGCAGUGCAAUCACUGUCCAGUGCUAUUGGCAAUUUCAUCAGCGGCGAGCGACCCAAAGGCAUUCACGAAACGGAGGAGAUGCUACGAGUAGGGGACAGCGUCACGGGGGUAGGGGAGCUAGUUCUGGACAAUAACGUCAUAAAGCUGCAACCCCCGAAGCAAGGCUUCUGUUAUUUUCUCACUCGGCUGGACUACGACGCUCUCCUGAGAAAGCAGGAGAGAGAUGUCAAGCUGUGGAGGAUUCUGACUGUACUCUUCGGCAUCGCUGCCUGUUCUACCGUCUUCUACAUUCUGUGGAAGCAGUAUGCGUGCCACAGACAGAGGAAGCGUGUCAGGCGCAUGAUUCAAGAGUUUGAGGAACAAGAGAGGAAAAGUAAAGGUGAUCAAAAUUUGGAGGACAGCAGUGUGCAAGCUAGCAGAUGCACAGUGUGUUUGUACAAAGAGCGCUCUUGUGUCUUUCUGGAGUGUGGUCAUGUGUGCACGUGCACGAGAUGCUACGAGGCUCUGCCAGAGCCAAAGAAAUGUCCCAUUUGCAGGGCAACUAUAGACAGAAUGGUGCUCAUAUACAAUAUUUAA
Molecule: messenger RNA, 1053 nt
Organism: Nerophis lumbriciformis (worm pipefish)
Lineage: Eukaryota; Metazoa; Chordata; Actinopteri; Syngnathiformes; Syngnathidae
Source: RefSeq, a predicted model, not a curated record